GCAUCUUCGGCUUUUCGCUGGACCCCUUCGGCGGCAUCCCCCUGGCCGGCCCGCUACGCGCCACUGCGGUCCCGCUUCGGAGGCUUGAGCCGGGGCGGAGGGGUCGGGGGCAAAGGUCGAGCCUUGCUUCUUCUUCUUUUUUUUUCCCCUCUCCUCCCCCCCUCCUCUCUUUUCCCCCGCCGGCGGGGAGGGGGCAAGGACGAAGUUUGCCAGCCACCCGCAAGGGGGGAAGGCAUCGGAUUCCCCCUCCUCCUCUUCUCCUCCUCCUCCUCCUCCCCGCUGCCCUCCUUUCCUUCCUUCCUUCCUUCUUUCUCCUUUCCUUCCUUCUUCCCCUUCCCCCCCCCCUCCCCCGAACGACGGCCCCCCGGCUCCCCUUGCCCACGAUGCUGCCUCUGUGGCUCCUGGUCAGCUCGGGGUUGAUCGCAGCCAGCCGUGGGAAUCUCUCGCACGACCGAAGCCAGCCGGUGACCUCCGAUGAAGUUGUGGUGGCAGGUUCGAAAGUCGUCCUCUCCUGCAAGGUGGAGGACCCAGAAGACUCCUCACUCCAAUGGUCCAAUCCUGCUCAGCAGACACUCUAUUUUGGAGAAAAACGAGCAUUGCGAGACCUUCGGAUCCAGCUGGAGAAUUCGACGGCCAACGAGCUGAGCAUAAGUAUCGAUAACACCACCCUGGCUGACGAGGGGGAAUAUACCUGCACGAUAUUCACCCGGCCCGUACGGACUGCGAAAGCGAUGGUCACCGUCUUGGGAAUCCCACAGAAACCCCAAAUCUCGGGUUACUCAGGUCCUCUUAGGGAAGGAGACGUGGCCGUCUUGACGUGUCUCUCUUCCGGCAGUAAGCCAGCAGCUCAGCUCAGAUGGAACAAAGGUGAAAAACUCCUGACAGGGCAGCCAUUGGAAGUCUCCAAAGAUGCCAACGGAAAAACCUUUACGGUCACCAGCCAAGUAGAAAUUACGGUCGGCAAAGAGGACGACGGUGCGAACGUCACCUGUACGGUCGAUCACUCGUCUCUGCAAAUCUCUGAGAAAUCGGCUUUGCAGCGUCUCUCCGUCUUUUACAAACCGACGGCAAAGAUCGAACCCAAACCGGAGCAUCCGCAAGAAGGAGACAGUUUAGUGCUACACUGCAAAGGGGAAGGCAAUCCAAUCCCCCAGGAUUACAAGUGGGAGAAGGACGGUGUCGACGCCCCCUUGUUGGAUGCUCAAGAUAACAUCCUCGCCUUCCCCAACUUAAACAAAAGCGACAGUGGGACUUAUAUUUGCUAUGCUUCCAAUCUUGUGGGCAACUCCAUUGCGAGAUACACCCUCUCCGUCAGCGAUGCUAGUCCCAUGACACCGCAAAGGAGCAGCUACCAUGCCAUUGUUGGGGGCGUCGUAGCCUUUGUCAUCUUCUUCCUCCUCAUCCUCCUCAUCGUUCUCGGACACUACUUGAUUCGGCACAAAGGUACCUACCUGACCCACGAGGCCAAAGGCUCCGAUGAUGCCCCUGAUGCUGACACGGCCAUUAUCAAUGCAGAAGGAGGUCAACCUGGCGGGGACGACAAGAAGGAAUACUUCAUCUAAGAGGGGAGAGGGUGGGGCAUGGUGGCAGGGCAGCCUGGGGGGGAGAAAGGAGGAGGAGGAGGAGGAGGAGGGGGGGAAAAAGGAAGAAGUUGUUAGUGGCCCAGUGGACCCCGACCUCAACCAUCGGAUGACAACGGAACCCACCCACCCAAAAUGUCUAUGGGAUUUAUCUCGUGCCCGGAAAGGAAUUGGACAGAAGGAACAGAGGAACAGUAGGAAGGCAGGGCCGAGACUAACCACGGAUGGAGAAGGAGAGAGAGAGAGAGAGAGAGAGGAAGAAGGGGGUAUAAAAACAUCCGCUGGCUCAUGAUGCUUCUUGAACUUGUAUAAAACAUUGCAACCACAUGGGAGGGGGGGGGACUCCCUCCCACCCCCCCAUCUGAACAUUGGGAAUCCUUGGAAACCAACAAAAGACACCCUCCCCCCACCCAGCUUUUCCUGCUUGCUUGUAUCUACAUACCUGCGGCUGCCAAGCUCACACUAAACAAACAGAGCUGAAGAGUGAGUGAUGAUGCUACCUUCCUUCCCUUUCUCCCUCCUUCCCCUCGUUUCCUUCCUUCCCUUUCUCCUUCCUUCCUUCUUCCCAUUUCCUUCCUUUCUUCCAUUUCUCCUUCCUUCCUUUCCUCCUUCCUUUCUUCCAUUUCUCCUUCCUUCCUUUCCUCCUUCCUUCCUUCCCUUUCUCCUUUCUUCCUUCCCUCCUUCCUUCGUUCCUUCUUUCCUUCCCUUUCUCCUUCCUUCCUUCCUUCCUUCCUUCCCAUUUCCUUCCUUCCUCAUUUCCUUCCUUUUGGCUUGUUUUCAGGGCUGUUGGUUUGAGGGAGGGGGGGCGUGGCGUCUCUUCCCUCACCCCUCCUUUCCUCCUCCCCUUUUUUUUUGGGAAGAUCUCUGUUCUUCUCCCCUUCUGUUAUAGGCAUGUCUUGAUGGUAGGGUUGGGGGGCAUUUGAGGGAUUGGAUGGGUCUGUCUUUGCGUUCUUUAGGAGGGUCCUUGUUGUGGGCUACAGCCUCCAGGAUAAAAUCAGCUCGGGAAUAAACACACUACUCGGGAAUAAACACCCACCCCCCCAUAGGUACGAUGUGGGUCAUUCCUCCCAGUAAGAAAUGUUAAAAUUUCUCCCGCAAAUUCGGAUCUUGGCUAGGACGAAGGACCAAAAAGUUUAAGAUGGUUGAACCGAGGAACCAAGUAAGAUAUAUAUAUGAGAAGGUGAAGAGUGAGGGGGUCCUUUGAGCCGCAAAUAAUUCCCUUGGUCUUUGAAGAAUAUUUUUUGUUUCUUGGUUUCUUCCUGAAUAAGAAGGGAUGGUCUCUUUUUUUUUGAAGUCUUCUUGAUCGGGUGCCCUUAAAUCUUCUUCAAACAAAUUGGUACUCAGUUACAUGAGUCCUCUUGAUCAGAUUUGGUAUUCAGCUGGCUCAGACCGGUUCGUGCGAACUGGUAGUGGAAAUUGCGAUUGGGUUAUUUAAGUCCUCUUAAUUCUGAACAAUUGGAGUCAAUUACCAGGGCCCAAUGAACUGGAUGAAUUGGUACCUUUGAUUCGGGUCCUUUUCAUUGAGACAAAUUGACACUUAUUACCCGAAUAUCCCUGAUUCGGGGGAAAAAUGGGUCAGGAUAACUCAGAUCUUCCUGGAUUUGGACAAAACGAGUAACCAAAUACUCGUGUCUUUCUUUUUUUUUUUUUUUUUGAGCAGCAAUUAUUUAGAUCCAAGAUUUGGAGAAAGUGAUAACUAACUUGGUUGGAUCCUUUUCAUUCAGACAAAUCGGUACUAGUUUUGUGAAUUUCCUGGAUUCAGAACAAUCAAUCUUUGUAAACCAGAUCCUUGAUUUGGACAAACAAGGACCAAUUUACCCGAGUCUUUCUCAAUUCGGAGCAUCAGUUAUUCGGAUCCAGAAUUUGGACCAAGGGAUAAGUGAUGACUUGGGUCCUUUUCAUUUAGACAAAAUUGGGACCAGUUGUUCGAGUUUUCCUUAAUUUCAGAAUGAUCAGUUCUCGUAAUUCAGAUCCUUCAUUUGGACAAAUGAGAGCACCGAUGGCUCGCGUCCUCUCGAUUUUUGAAGCAUUGAUAUCUCUUACUUGGGUUCUCGUGAUUUGGAAGAAUUGGGGAGGGUGUCUGUGCUCGGAUCCGCUGACUUUGUGUCGGCAACAGGUCCCGGGGGAAGAGCGGGGAAGGGUCUGUGCCAGAGGAGAAAGUCCUUGCGAACUGAUUUUAUCCUUCAGUCUCGUUUCGUUUCUCUCUUUGUCCGAGAGAAGAAUGUUGUUUUGUGGUCUGUGUUACCAAGGGGCGCCAGCUACCCAAUUGAAGUCCCUACCCAAACCCAUGGCCAAAAAAUAAUAAUAUAUAUAUGUUGUGACAGUGUGGUUGGGUGUCGUCGAAGCUUCCCAACCACCGCAGGUGAGGACAAUGGCGGACACGGGUGUUUUAAAAGGGGUCGGGAAAGAAGCCCCUCGCCAGGAUCUUCCUCCGUUGUGAGCCGCACUGUGUCAGUGUACAAGGGUGUCGCACCCUUCUUCGUCUUCCUUGCUGUAGAGAUGAGAAAGGACUUUGGGAGGAGCAUCAAAAAACAGCAAACUCCAACCUCCAAACACGUCCCGCGACGGAGAAAGUUGGACCAACAGGGUUCUUGAACCUCCGCCGUGACCCCCUAUUGUUCACUGCUGACUACAAGAUGUGGGGGGGGGAGGCUUGGAUCUCAACCCCUCCCCUUCUCCCUGCAUGAACACAAUUACAACCAAACGGCCCCCGUUUUCUUUCACCUGGAUCGGAAAUGGUGGCGUUUGACAAACUUACACCCUUUUUAAUCACUUCUUGUUGCAAAUCCCGUUGUCUUGGUCUCACGAUGGGAUCCUGGAAGGAGAAACUUUUAACGUUCACUCGCGAUCGGGGAAAUCGGCGUGAUUUUUGGGGUGGAAAAAACAAACAAACCAGGCCCCGGAAAGUUAUAAGCUUGCCAGCUGAUGCGACAACAAAAUUGUAAACCUUCGUAACAACCACAUUUUAAAAAGUAAAGCAAGUACCCGGCCGCUUUAUCAUAAAAAGGUGGGGGAGGUCCCGUGACUACCGCCAGUGUUUUCAAAAGUUUUCACAAAACACCUCAGCGAGGGCUAGAAACGUGGCGGAUCUUUGCAUGAAAUAAAGCGACAGGAACUCGAACUUAUCUGCAUGAAACAAAACUUUUCGCUUCUUAACAUCCAAUCCGGGGUGGGUAAAAUCUGUUGCCUUAGCGUGGUGAGCUUAUGACUUUUUUCGUUUCGUUUUUUGUUUUUUUAUGACGUUUCAAGUUUUUUUUAGGACAGGGGACAAAAUCCUCACAAUUUUUGUGUUGAUUCCUAGUUUUGGCAGGAUGUAGCAUUGGGGAGGGGUGGAGAGGGGGUCUUUCUCUCCACCAGAUCAGAUGUUGCAGUUGUGGGUCUCGCGAGCCGCCCAAUUUUUCAGGACAAUCCAACCUGUUAUCCAUGCAUGGUCUUCUGGCAACUUCUAUAACUUGAGAUCUUAGAGCCUGACUUUCUAUAAGAGCUGAUACUGUAGAUAGCUAGAACUUCCUUGAAUAAGCUGGAUUUGCUUCGUCCGUGGUCAUUGAUUUGAAAUUUCUCAGCGUGUGAGCUGAGGCCGGUAAAAGGAACGACCUCUGGGUAGGUGAUGGAUCCCCUACCACACGUCUAAUGAAGGGCCACCAACUCACGUGGGUUGUGGAGGAUCUCAUUGAGAGUUAUCUCCUGGGGUUACACAACUCCAUGUUAAUGGAGAUUCUCAGCCCUCCAGGUCAUGGUUGUCCCAUGGUUGCUCUUUUUUUCAAGAGACAACUGGACUGUCUGGGUUUUUCCUUUGAAGGCGUAUCACUUCUCAUCCAAGAAGCUUCUUCAGCUCUAUAUUGGAUGGUGGAGGAUGGAUGGAUUGAUACUCCUUGCACACAGCUGGUCAUUUGCAUCCUUUUAGAGGGUCAUUGAGACCACUUUGAGGUUUAUCUGUCAUCAGAGUCACCUGUCUAUCAUCUAUCUCCAAUCUACAGCAUCAUCUAUCAAUCUACAACAUUGUCCUUUCAGCAGUUCCAAGAAAACUCCACACCCAUUUGCCACCACUCAGGUGAGCCUGAGGACACAAAUAAACUUCAAAGUGGUCUCGACGGACUCGCUAAAAGGAUGCAAAUGACCAGCUGCCUGCAAGAAGUAUCAAUCCUUCCGCUCCCCACUAUCCAGACAGAACGGAAGAAGCCUCUUGGGAUGAGAAGGGAAACGUCUUCAAAAAAAAAAAAAAAACCCAGUAAGUCCAGUUGGCUCUUGAAAAAACACCUUUGGGACAACUCCCAUGUUGAUUUCAGAACGAUCGGUUCUCGUAAUUCAGAUCCUUCGUUUGGACGAAUCCCUGCAGGGAAAUCCCACAAGCCGAUUCAGUGGGUUGCACGGAACCAUGCCAUUCAGAUGACAAUUUCAAGGGAAAUGGGGAAAUUUGAUUUGUCGGAAUCCGGUUUCCAAUCCAGCUCUCCCGUUUGGAACCCUCAAAACAAUGAUUCAGAUCACAUCCAUGGGCAUUGGCUUUCCGAAUAUUCUGAUUUCCCAAUGGGUGGGCGUUAUCCCUGUCUAAUGGCUGUCUAGAUUGGUGGGAAGACGUCGUGGGUCUAACUCAGUACAUUUCCACCUGGAAAGUUUAAGACGGGUGGAUUUCCAACUCCCAGAAUUCCCCAGCUGCAGCUGGCUGGGGAAUUCUGGGAAUUGAAGUCCACCCGUCUUAAAAUCGCCAAGGUGGACAGAUACCGGUCCGAAGUUUUUAGCCUGAUACCCCGCAAAGAGAUUUGAGAUCAAUCGGCGCAAAUCCACCAGGUCUCAAAUCAAUACGAGAAAAGCCAACAAGGGAGGUUUUUGAGAUAUUUGUAUGCUGGAAAGAGAAACCCCCAGAUUAGUUGUGUGUGUGUGUGUUUUGUGUGCAUGGCCCUCGUCCUAAUUAGAGGCGGUAUUUUGGCUCAGCGGGGCGCAUCACCGUUUUAAAGCCCGGGGUGUCGCAACAAUUACUUGCUUUGUGGAUGCUUCCCCCCCGCCAACGAUUUCGUGUUUGUUAAUUUUUUACAAUCCUUGACUCCCGAACGGAGGACAACACCGUGCCUGGAAUGCGUUGCUCUUUUCAAACACAUCAGCUGCUUUUGCGGUUUUUUUAAACUCGUGGCUUGUUUUUUUUUUUUUUUAAUUAUUAGUAUUUAUUUAUUUCCCCUGUUUCUCCCCUCUGGGUGACUCAGCCUGCCCCAAUUCCCUCCCACGCCGAAAAGACGGGGUUCACCCUGAGAUCAUCUGUCCGUGUGGCAUUUAAAAACCGAAGCGCAUGGAUUUUAAUGCUUGCAUGGCUUGGCCGGUUAGGUGAUGUUUUAAUAAUAACAGGCAGUUGCUUUUGCUAAAAGGGAAAAAAAAAUAUUUCAACAGCUACAGGACUACCGUCUACUUCUCUUUCUUUCUUUCUUUCUUUCUUUCUUUCUUUCUUUCUUUCUUUCUUUCUUUCUCUUUCUCUUCCUUCCUUCCUUUCCUUCUCUUUUUUCUUCUUUCUUUCUUUCCUUUCUUUUUAUAUCUAUCUAUCAUCUAUUUUAUAAUCUUUGCAAUGAGUCUGCGAAGAGAAACCGCGCCAAUUGUUUUCUGUUAUGCAAAGGAGGCCCUCAUAUGGACUAGAACCAUGAAGGGAUUUUUUUCCAGACAUGUAAAUAUUUUGAUUUCUGGAGCAGACAGGCCUUGUCGAUUCCUUUCCUCUUCUCUCUAUAAGAAACAAAUGGCUUUUUAUAAUCAACAACGCUGCUGCAUAAUGGACAAAUGAAAAAAAUAAUAAUAAUUCAGGGUGGCCACUGAGGGUUGUUGUUUUAUGGAUCGUGUUAUUGUUGCUGUAAUUAUUGUCGUUAUUAUUAUUAUUAUUAUUAUUGCUCUUUACUAUGAUCAUAUUUUCAGGCCACCCAGAAGGUGAUUUUCAGGGCAGGAAACCCCACAGUAUGUUAAUUUUUUUAUUUAAAAAAUCAAUCUUCAUAGGAAAGGAAGGGAACGCAUGUUUCUCAAUGCUUUUUAAUCCCUGUAUUUAUUAGCAGAAUCGAAGGAAGCAAAGUGAUUUUUUGUAAGUUUUGGUAUCUGAUACAAAGAGCAAUGCAGAUCUUUGAAAUUUCGGGCGCCCCCUCCUCCCUCUUAAUUUCCUGUCAUGGUUUAAAAAUUAAAAAAAACAGCAAAAUAUCCGUUCAGACCACUGGUAAGAGCAACCCAGAUUUAAAGGAAAGCUGGAUAAAAAAAAAAGCAGGAGGAAAAAAGAGAAUAAGAAUAAAGGGAUAGAAAAGAAGACUCCUUCCCCUCCCCCCAAUCCAUUUUAUGCCCCGCCUGGUUUUGUCCCAUGCCCACCCACUGGAUUCUGACCCCGCCCACUUUGGAUUCUGGCCCUGCCCCAUACUGGCUCUGAUCCCGCCUUCCUCCAACUUCUGAGAAAGCAUUCUCAACCCUCUUUGUAGCAAAAAGGGCUCUCUCAACCCCUGACCAGGCCCAACAAUGUUUCUAGUCCUCAAGAUCAUCAUCUUUUUUCUUUUUAACGUAUUCUUUGCCUGUUCCUCCCUCUCCUUCCCUCUGAACAGAGGUGGUAUUGGUUCGGACCGGUUCGUGCGAACCGGUAGUGGUGACUGCAGGCCUCCUGCCUUCUUCCACCCUCGCCUCAUAACAACCCUGCGAGGAAACCACCCGGAAAGCAAGAAAGCCAGAACCAAUUCGAUGAAUCAAUUGACAGGGAAGGGAGAAGCAUUUCGGUUUUGACGCAGGGACGGGAUGGUUCCUAAGAGACAAGCUGUUAAAUUGCAAAGCUGCAAAGAUUUAUGGGCCGUUCGGGUUUGUCGAGCGAGCAGAGAAUGGGCUCCCCAGCAUCUUCUAAGCAUGCCGUCCUCUAACUUAAAAAAUAACCAGAUUUGCAGAUCUAAUAUCCCCCCCCCCCUAACAUCGCACCGGCAGUGAUUUUAGUGGCCGAGAACUCCAAAAUCCAGUUACAACAUCGGGGAACGUAAAAUAAAUUGCAUUUUCAGUCAGCCAGAAAGAAAUCCUUCCCUACAUAUGUUUUAUUGAAAGAGCGCAUCAGCAAAAAGAUUGGAAACAAACCCAACGCUGAUAAAUAAAUAAAAUAAACAAACCCGACUCCAAUAAAGAACAGGUGUACAUAAAUACCUGUUCUAAUAAAGAACAGAUAUACCUUGUAUAUCCUCAUAAAAAAACCACAGAAGUGGACCCUUGCUACCACAAUCUUGGAAAAAAGCCGCAAUGUUUUUAUAAACCCAGCUUCCGCACAGACGCCUUCUAAAUAGCAGAUCGGCGAUCUACCCAACAUCGGGUGUGUCCAUUCGAUGGCUAAACCUAGUUAAUUUUCGGCUGAGUUAAAUGUCAAGGAGGGGGGGUGGCUCAUUUGAGGAGGGGUCUAUGGUCAUUGGGUUUGUGCCAAAUCUGGUUUUAAUACCUUUGGCCAUCCAGAGUGUGGAUUGUAUGUGGCAUCUUCCCUUGCAGAGAUAAAGAUAACAAACCUAACGAUUUAACAUCAUUCAAAAGCGGGGGGUGGGUGGGUGGGUGAGAAAUAUUAUUUGCACUUUUAAAAGGAACGCACUCACACCUCGCGCUUUUAAAAGUCUGAACAUCCUAUCGGCAAAAAAACCCCCACCACAACUGCACUUCUGCCCUUGGAGUUCAAGACAAGUUCACCACGUAAAGUUGUGAAAAAUAAAAAGGCCGUGCAAAAACACACAAACACACACACACAAACACACGGGAAUUGGGCGGUGGGGGGGGGUUGUUCUAUAAAACUCUCCCCCCCACCCCGAAGUCUCAAGUCUGAAGUUGUCCUCUCUAAAUUGUCAUCCUCUCCAUCGGAGCUAGCGUGCCUCCCAAGAACUAGGUUGUGUGUCAGGUCAUUUGUCUCCCUGGGUUCCGUUUUUCAUGAGAAUAAUUUCUUGCAGACGUGAGAGGCUUGCUAAAAAGUGUUGUGUUUUUGUCCCUGCCAUCCUCCUCUUUUAUUUCCUUCACAUCCACUCAACGGGUGAUCUUCAGACUUUGGGAUCUGAUCCCAGAGGUUCGAUCCAUCCAUCAAUCAGAACAGAGCUGGAAGGGACCUUGGAGGUCUUCUAGUCCAGCCCCCUACUCAAGCAGGAGACCCUAUACCAUUUCAGACCAAUGGCUGUCCAGUCUCUUCUUAAAAACCUCCAGGGAUGGAGCGCCCACAACUUCUGGUGGCAAGCCGUUCCACCGGUUAAUUGUUCUCACUGUCAGGAGGUUUCUCCUUAAUUCCAGAGGUUGCUUCUCUCAUAGGGUUAGUUUCCAUCUGUUGUCCUGCCUUCUAGUGCUUUGGGAAAUAGGUUGACCCCCCUCUUCUUUGGGGCAGCCCUUCAAAUACUGGACUACUGCUUUCAUAUCACCCCUAGUCCUCCUUCUCUGUGGACAAGCAGUGCCCAGUUCCUCAUAUGUCCUUCACAUGUUUUAAUCUUCAGCCACCUAAUCAUCUUUGUUUACUCUUCUGCUUUCUAAUUCUAAAGGUUGGCUGAGCCAGGCACCUGUUGGGACCUGCAUUUUAUUGGGAGGGGCAAAUGUUGACCCCUCCUGAGGACCUCUAAUCAUGCUGUUCCCCCCUCCCUGCUUCAUGUUGCUUCCAAUAUUACCUGACCUUUUUAGCUGUUGUUGUUCUUAGUUGCCAAGUUAUGUUCGACCCAUCCUGACCCCAUGGACCACAUUCCUCCAGGCCUUCCUGUCCUCUACCAUCCUCCGGAGUCCAUUUAAGCUCACGCCGACUGCUUCAGUAACUCCAUCCAGCCACCUUGUUCUCUGCUGUCCCUUUCUUCUUUUGCCCUCCAUCGUUCCCAGCAUUCGGCUCUUCUCCAGGGAGUCCUUCCUUCUCAUUAGGUGGCCAAAGGAUUUGAGUUUCCUCUUCAGGAUCUGGCCUUCUAAAAAGCAGUCAGGGUUGAUCUCUUCUAGGACUGACAGGUUGGAUGGCCUUGCAGUCCAAGGGACUCGCAGGAAUCUUCUCCAGCUCCAUAGUUCAAAGGCCUCCAUUCUUUGGCGCUCAGCCUUCCUUAUGGUCCAACUCUCACAGCCAUCCAUUGCAACUGGGAAAACCGCAGCCUGGACUAUACGCACUUUUGUUGGCAGGGUGAUGUCUCAGCUUUUUAGUACGCUGUCUAGAUUUGCCAUGGCUUUCCUCCCCAGGAGCAAGCGUCUUUUAAUUCCUUGGCUGCGGUCCCCAUCUGCGGUGAUCUUGGAGCCCAGGAAAAUAAAAUCUGUCACUUCCUCCAUUUCUUCCCCAUCCAUUUGCCAGGAAUUGAGAGGGCCGGAUGCCCUGAUCUUAGUUUUCUGAAUGUUGAGUUUUCAAGCCAACGUUUGCAGUCUCCUCCUAUUCACCCGCAUCAAGAGAAAAAGAAAUGCAAGAAAGCAAAAUGGCAAAAAUGAUUAUUUUUUUCGUAGCUGUAUCUACCACCAAGAGGGAGAUAUAGCCCAGGCGAGCAGUUACAUACUCUUUGGAAAUGUUCACGCUAUCUGCAAGAUUUUUUCUUUUCCAACCCUUUCCGGUGCACUUUAAACAGGGACUUGCCGGGAAGCGUGGAGGGGGUCUUCCAAGAAGGACUCUCUUGCUAAAUGCCAGCAGGCUGCCCCCGUUGCUCUUCCACCCAUCAGCGGCUUUUCCGGCUAAUAACUGCUGUCAGAAAUGUGGGUUCCCACCCCCCACCCCUCACCCACAAUUUCCUCCUUUUAAAAAAGGCGAAUGAUAUUUGAAUAAACUGCACUUCCAUGGAAGCCAUCUCUCUCUCUUUUUUUUGAAAAAAGUUUUUUUUCUUUUUCUUUUCUUAUAUACAUAUUGCAAAUGUAUAUUCUCUUGUCCGUACAUAAUCAUACAUAUUUUUUCUAAAGAAAGCACAAAGAGAAGACACUCUGAUUAAGUUUGGGGUUGCUCUUCUACCCUUCCUUUCCCUUCAUUUCGCAACAAACUUUCUUCUCCUCUUUUCCUUCCCUCCCUCCUUCCCUUUCCUACCUUCUUCCACUUCCUCUCCUUCCUACAUCCCCCUUCCUCUUUCCCUCCUUUCUCGCCUUCUCCCCUACUCUUCUCCCCUACCCUGUCUUCCUCUCCUUCCCCUUCCUUCCAUCCCUCUCUCUCCUUCACCUCCUCUAUUCUCCUCUCUUUCUUUCUUUCUUUCUUUCUUUCUUUCUUUCUUUCUUUCUUUCUUUCUUUCUUUCUCAUGGAAGCCAUCUUUAAGAAGACAAACUCGGUUAGCAUCCAGCAAAACGGACUUAGGAGGAUGAUGGGUUGCAAAGAGAGCAAUCUGGGCUGGGAUUUGGGGCAUGAGAAUCAAUUCUUGUGUCUCUGAGCAGGCAGUGUGGAUGGGGCAUAUUUGCCUCUUAUCUGUUUCCCACCUACCCAUCCCCCCUUCCCCCCGUUGCAUUGAUUUGUGCCUGCAGGAGUGGUGCAGUGGGCAAGUGGUGGGGCUCUGGCCUCACAAUCAGGAGGCUGUGAGUUCGAUCCUAGGUAGAAACAGUUUUAUUUCUCUCUCUGGGCACGACGAGAAUAUAUCUGUCGAACAAAACUCCGCAUUGGCGACAGGAAAGGCAUCCGGCCAGUAAACCACCCUGCUAGCUCCAUUCAGUUGUCCACCCCCUGCAAAGGAUUACGAGGUCGUUAAAACAUGAUGACUGCUAAGACAGUCUGUUAUUAAACACAGCGGCCUGCAAUUACUGCAGGUUCAAGCCCCACCAGGCCCAAGGUUGACUCAGCCUUCCAUCCUUUAUAAGGUAGGUAAAAUGAGGACCCAGAUUGUUGGGGGCAAUAAAAGUUGACUUUGUAUAUAAUAUACAAAUGGAUGAAAACUAUUGCUUAACACAGUGUAAGCUGCCCUGAGUCUUCGGAGAAGGGCGAGAUAUAAAUGCAAAUUAAAAAAUAAUAAUAAUGAUGAUUUUUUUUUGCCUGCCCACCUCACACGCCCAGUCUCUGCGCCCAGUCUAGGAUUUGAAAGAGAUUUUAAAAGGUGGGUUUCCUGGAUCUGGGAACGCUCCAACGGAGGGAAAACUGUACUUUUGCAGCUAACAGACUCCUCUGCAAAAGAACAUAGAGCCAACAGUCGUAGGAAGGAAGAAAGAAAGAAAGGCCUACAUUCCUGCUUUUUUUAUUAUUUUUAAUUGACUCUCUGGAGACAAUUGACUUUCAGCCUCCGUUUCUCUACCAAAUCUUCCCGUUUAAAUCAUGAGCAAAGAAGCAGAAUGCCACAUCGGCAAAGGGGCCAGAAUCCAAUUUAUAUUUAUUAAUUUAUCUCUCUUCCCCCCGCCUCCCCAAUAUUCCGCUGAAUUUACUUUUCUUUGCUUGUGGUUGCCUUCUUUUGUUUUAAUGGGUACGGCGUCGCUUAUGGAGAAAGAUGGGAGAGGAAUUUAGGAACAGAAGGACCAACAGUUUAGAUCGGGGGUGGGUGGGGGGAGGAGCUCUCCAAACUUGGUCACUUGUGGACUUCAACUCCCAGAAUUCUCCCAGUUGGAGUGGCAAAGCUUUGGGUGACCACUAGAGGGCAGCAAAGAGAUAGGAAUCUCCUUGCUGCCACCUGAUGGUCAUUUCAGUCGUGGUGCGUUGGAUUCCCAGAAUUCUCAUGGCUGGCUGGAGAAUUCUGGGAAGUUGAAGUCCACACGUCUUAAAAGCAGCCAGAUUUGGAGACCCCUGGUUUAACCCGCUGGUUUCUUAUAGUGGAUGCCGUUAUUUUACUGAUGACGACGAUGGUGAUGAUCAAUGCUAAGGAUUGUGGGAAAGUCAACCGAAAUGCAUAAAAUGGUCAGCGAGCUUUCCAAGAUCAUUAUUUUAAAGCCAACUCAUUUUGAGCCAGGUGGUUUCUUGGAAACUUCCACGCAUACUUACCACCACCCCACUUACAAAAGUUAGCUCUAAUUCCAGGUGGGGGGAUUUAGUUUUUCACAACUCCUUGCUCUUUCCUUCGGCAUCGUGCCAACUUGGAAUUGAACUGUCUGAUUUCCAUUUUUAAAGGCUGUCUAUGCAUUUGCAAGAACGGGGAACGCAUAUUCAAUUUUUUUUCCCCCUGCAUUCUAAUUUUAAAAAAUAAUGCAAGGAAGGCCCACAUUCCUUUCCUUUCCCUGUUUCAUUCUGGGUGGGGAGCCAAACUCCUAUCAGGCAGGGGAAACAUGCAUCCUUUUUCGAUAUAUUUUAAUGGUCUUUAUUCCUGCUCCAUCCACUGAGCUUAGAUGGAUUGCAUCCGGCUUCCUUUUGGAGCUCGAGGGGUUGCCAACAUGGCUAAACCUCGGAUUUCUCCUUGUAUCCAAGGACAUUAGCAGUGGUGGGCCGCUGCCAGUUUGGGCGAACUGGUAGUUCCGACGAUCAGCUGGCUCCUCCCACCCGCCACCCGCCCUACCCUGUCCUAUAUUUCCUUUCUUUCUGGCUCAGCUGAUUCGCGUGGCACAGCUGAUUUCCGCGCCUCCGCUGUUGUACUUACCGGGGCUUGCCUUAGAAGGUAACCAGCUGAGCUUCAAAUGGCUGUAUUUUGAACGCUGCGCACAAGCACGUUAGGCAAAGUGCGCAUUCGCCGAGCCGGUUGUUAAACCGUUUGCAGCUCACCACUGGACGUCAGCCACCGAUGGGAUGACGAAGGCUAUUUUGCCAUCCCAAGAUAUCAGUAGUAUCCUUGUUGGGCAGGGCUAUCUGCUUUCCCUUCGGGACGCAAACACGAAGGGCUCGUUUCCCGGGGGAACAGCUAACGUAGAUCGCGGCUAACUUCCUUUCGGAAGUUUGUAGCCUCUGAUUUCUCCUUCCUUCAACGCCAUCAAGUGUCUGAUGGAGGUUCUUGGUCAUCCACGUCUGGUGGUGCCACAGCAUGCCAGAAACCGGGCUGCGCAAACGGGUGAGGAUGUAGACACCACACCAAACCAGGCCCCCUCCGGACCACAGAAAAAACCUCUCUCCACGGGGCCCAAAAAGUUGGAGAUCACUGAUCCAGGUCAGUCAAAGUUGUCCCAAAGAAGCUUUUCCAAAAAAAACAAAA
Molecule: messenger RNA, 14539 nt
Organism: Ahaetulla prasina
Lineage: Eukaryota; Metazoa; Chordata; Lepidosauria; Squamata; Colubridae
Gene: CADM3
Product: cell adhesion molecule 3
Exons: 9
Coding region: 384-1562 (392 amino acids)
Biological process (GO): homophilic cell-cell adhesion
Cellular component (GO): presynaptic membrane
Source: RefSeq, a predicted model, not a curated record